AUGUCAGUUACUGAUCCUUGGGCAUACUCAGAUUUUGCUCCUCCUUCAAGAGGAAAUAGUCCCAUUCUGCAAAAUGAUAAUGGUGUCAAUAACAACAAAAUUGAUUCCGAACUGGCAUCAAUUGUUUCGUCGUUAAGCGCAUUGUCAAACCCUGGCUUUGGAAACACUAACAACGCUAACAACAACAAUAACAAUAACAAUAACAACAACAGUUUGGGCUCUUCUUCUCAUCAAAUUGGUUCUUUCAGAAGAUCAAGUGUGACCACCACAACCAGUGGUGGUAGCAUCGCUAACGAUGAUCAAAAUGCUAACCCAAACAUGUUGGAUGCAAACGAUUUAUCCUUUUUACAAAAAAGUCUACUAAAUUCAGCAAAUAAUAGAAAGUCCCCAAUGUCAGUAGGCACCGCUCCAAUCAUGAGUGGGAACAAUGCAAGAAUGAAUAUCUUGGGUCAUUAUUCAGCAAGUAUCAAUGGUCCUUUGUUAUUUUCAAAUUCAAACAAUCAACAAUCUGCUGCAAAUGAAGGUUUCUUCGAAAAAUUCGGUAAAUCUUUGAUCGAAGGUACUAAGGAACUAGAAAAUAGUAACCUUUCAGCAAGCAAUUCAAGUACAAACAUUCAAGAUUUUGCAAAUAAAAAUUCAAUGACUUUGAGCGUACCUACUACAACUACGGCUUUUAGAAGAGCUUCAAUCAAUUCCUCAGUUACAGAUGUAACUGCAAAUACCUGCUCUUCUUCAACUUCCUCAAAUUCAAACGAUAGAAACACAGAUAUCCUUUCCGAACCGAAUGAUGAAUUUAAUAACAGAAGAAAUAUUUGGAAUUUAUCGAACAUCUCAAACAUGCCCAUUUUUAAACCAGGUUUUAACAACAGUAAUAAUAGUAAUAACAAUAAUAACAAUAAUCAAACCCAUAUGUUCCCAUACCCUCAAAAUAAUAUGAAUGUAGGAAACCCUAUGAUGGUGCCUGGUCAAAUACCCCCACCUCCAAACAAUCCAUAUUAUUAUAUGGAAGGUAAUUACCCUCCAUAUAUGCCAAAUAAUAUUCCAAUGUAUUUUGACCCAAAUAUGAAUACAGUUAAUGAAAUGGAGAGACAUGAUUCCAAUAAGAAUAAAAGAAAUCCAUAUAAAAAGAAAAAUAAUGGUAAUAGUAAUAAUAAUAACAAUAACAACCAUAAUGUAAAUAAUUCAUCAUCCAAUAAGGGUAAACAUCAAAUUAAUCCAUAUUUGGAUAAUAAAAAUUCUCAAAGUAAUUUGAACGUUAAAUCUCAAAAGAAACAAUCAUUAUCUCCUCCUACAUUACCAAACUCCUCCCAACAAUCAUAUGUCCAUCAAGAAAAGAUUGGCUCUGUGAAUUCAAAAAACUCCAAUAAUAACAAUAGCAAUAAUAAUAACAAUUCUAAAUUGUCAAACCAACAAUUCCAUAGGUCUCCAUUAUUAGAAGAAUUUAGAAACAAUUCAAACAACAAGAAAUACACUUUAAAGGAUAUUUUUGGUUAUGUGUUAGAAUUUUGCAAGGACCAACAUGGUUCUCGUUUUAUUCAACAGGAAUUGGCUGUAGUAACUCCUUCUGAAAGAGAAGUUAUAUUUAAUGAAAUCAGAGAUCACAUAUUGGAAUUAUCUGAUGAUGUUUUUGGUAACUAUGUAAUUCAAAAGUUUUUUGAAUACGGUUCAGAAACUCAAAAGAAUAUAUUAGUAGAUCAAUUUAGAAAUCGUAUGCAAAAGUUGUCUAUGCAAAUGUAUGCAUGUCGUGUUAUUCAAAGAGCUUUAGAGUUCAUUGAAUUACAGCAAAGAAUUGAUUUAGUGUUGGAAUUAGCUGAUUGUGUUUUACCAAUGAUCAAAGAUCAAAAUGGUAAUCAUGUAAUACAGAAGGCAAUAGAAAGAAUCCCUAUAGAUAAGCUACCAUUUAUUUUAGAUUCAUUAAAGGGCCAAAUAUAUCACUUAUCUACACAUGCUUACGGAUGUCGUGUUAUACAAAGAUUAUUGGAAUUUGGUUCAAAAGAUGAUCAAACCCGGAUCUUAGAGGAAUUGCAUGAUUUUAUCCCAUAUUUAAUUCAAGAUCAAUAUGGUAAUUACGUUAUACAACACAUUUUACAACAGAAAGAUGAAGAUUUAAUGAAAGAAAAUAUGUCACCAAGUAUUGCAAAGGCUAAACAAGAAAUUGUUGAUAUUGUUUCAGAGAAUGUAGUUGAAUUUUCCAAACAUAAAUUUGCAUCUAACGUCGUUGAAAAAACUAUUCUUCAUGGUAAUGAAAAACAAAGAAAUGCAGUUACUUCUAAAAUAAUUCCUCGUGAUUUAGAACAUGCGGCUAAUUUAGAGGAUAAUGCACCAAUGAUUCUAAUGAUGCGUGAUCAAUUCGCCAACUAUGUCGUUCAAAAAUUGGUCAGUGUCACUGGCGGUGAUGAAAAGAAGUUGAUCGUUGUAGCAAUUAGAGCAUAUUUGGAAAAAUUGAACUCAUCAAAUUCGUUGGGUAAUAGACAUCUAGCAAGCGUUGAAAAACUAGCCAACUUGGUCGAAAACGUUGAAGUAUAA
Vanderwaltozyma polyspora DSM 70294 is the source of this 2526-nucleotide messenger RNA. RefSeq names its product mRNA-binding protein PUF3 (gene PUF3). Bases 1 to 2526 code for a protein of 841 amino acids. Gene Ontology annotation, cellular component: cytoplasm. Gene Ontology annotation, biological process: nuclear-transcribed mRNA catabolic process, deadenylation-dependent decay. The record is from RefSeq and is a predicted model, not a curated record. Gene Ontology annotation, molecular function: mRNA 3'-UTR binding. Lineage: Eukaryota; Fungi; Ascomycota; Saccharomycetes; Saccharomycetales; Saccharomycetaceae. The transcript has a single exon.